Molecule: messenger RNA, 3800 nt
Organism: Orbicella faveolata
Lineage: Eukaryota; Metazoa; Cnidaria; Anthozoa; Scleractinia; Merulinidae
Source: RefSeq, a predicted model, not a curated record
UUGUUUUCAAGGCAUAAAAGCUCGGAUUAUGCUAGCAGUGCUAAACUGAAAUAAAAGCUUUAAAUUAUGCUCGUUUUUCUAAAUUAUGCUAAAGAUUAUGCUAGCACAAUCUACCAAAGCCUAUUUUUGCCUCGACGAAAAAAAACAACUGGAAUGAUAUGUUCCAUUCAAUUUCCUACCGGGACACCCACUUUUUCAAUGCAAAUGGAAAGCGCUUUAUCAUUUAGCCAUAAAAUUGUGGUCCUAUUUAAGGCGUGGUCGGCAUACAUGAAGGUGCCUCUUUUCCCGAGACAAAACAAAUUGGUCGUGAUUAUAAUGACGAGAUGGAGGGUCGUAAGGUAGCCGGGUUCCACCCUAGAAACGUUUCAAGCCGGGCAAACCAAGAGUCAGAAACCGAUGCCACGUCUGCUACGACUAAACGUUUUUCUAGGAAAGGGACGUAUGAUAUUGUGGCGGAAAUCGAAGGAAAAACGUGGUUCCAGCCCAGAUCGUCCACAAAAAUGAACAUUUUCUCUGAAAGAAAAAGAAAAGAAACUUCUUUGGGAGCGUGGGCUUCAGAUGUUACCAGGUCCUGCACGCGACAGGUUUACAUUUCAAACGUUACCAAACUCCGUAUUAUGUACAAAGAAAUGUUAAACUUGUCUUUCUGCUAAGCCUUCUUAUCGUUCAGCUACUUCCUCCUCAUCCCACUUGAUCCGACAAGCGGAAACGAAAAAGAUUAAUUCGGCAACAAAUGUCUUUGUUUUUGCGUUUAAACACUCUUAAACCCGCUUCUUAGAUAAGCCUCGCCUAGACGCUGGCGACAGAGGAAUUGAAAACGAAUAUCACAUAAGAGUAAAGAAAAUAUUUGUAACUGGUAGCGCUGGUGAAUACAACAUACACUAGUGUAUUGGAUUCUUAAUUACAACUAACGUUUAUGAACCAGAUCGAAUUGUCCGAUUUUGUAACUGCCGAGAAAAAAGCUCGAAAAAGUAGUCAGGUGAUCAAACUCUGAAAUUAACUGUUAACUGUUGAAUCUCUUUACGGUGGCCAAUUCACAUUAUCAACCCAGCUGAUAAAACCAAAUUAUCUUGUUAGAAGUAUUGUUUGGUCCAGAAACCGACAGAACUGGAGACCUAAAACUUUUAAGAAUUUAACACUGGCAUGAAUGAAACGACCGAAAAUCAACAGCGGUGUUCAAUACUUCACUUGUAGUCAGUGGCGAUCAAGUCAGCUAGGAUGUGUGAAGAUAAAAAAACGUCCCUUGAGAACCCACCGAGACGGAAAGUCGUGGUUCCUUACAUGAUUGCAUGCGGACAACAGCUCAAUUUGUUGCGCUAUUUUUGGAAAUAAACAACGUUUCACGAGUUGCGUGAGACGUCAAAAACAAUCCUGGCAAAAAAACGACGGCCAACAUUGUUUUCAGGCGACAAAAAAUUUAAUACGGCCUUACUUAGUCGUUUCAUUGUGUGCUUCAGCUUGUCCAUCGUGUUUCAAAUCAGUCAACAAAGAACUGGGCUUUCAUCGCCAAUUCGUCUUUCUCACGAUUGUCCUAGCGUUCUGUCAAGCGUGGCUUCUUCAGGGAGCCACGAUUUUUAAACCAAGAUUGUCGAGUUAUAUUUCAAAACCUAAGAGCUGAGCCAGACUGAUUUUUUGUAUGACAAACGAUAUUGGGGAAACAUUACUUCCUCCGCCCCGCAACCAGCAAAAUUGGACAGGAUAACGGGAUUAAAAGUAAACACAUUUUUAAGCCCAUAAUAAUUUGGAAAACGUGACCUUACUCGUCAGAAUACUAACAAUCUUUUAUCCUGUCACGCCCUUGUAAUUGUGUUUUGAUUUGCAUGGCUGGGACUCUUCUAAAAACACCCAGAAUUUGAAGUAGUCAAAAUUAUCAAAUCCAAAGAAACUAAGGAGUCAAAAUAAUUUUAUUUGCAAUUUUACCCCACCAGUGACCACUAGUCUUGACUUUCCUCACCCCACUCCCCAGCAAUCUGCUAUUCAAUUGAAUUUUUUUCCUUUGUCUCGCGAACUGCAUGGAAGACGUUUAAAAAAAAAAGAGCAGGUCAUAGCCAAGUGCCUUUAAAAAAAAAUUGAAGUUUUUACGUGGUGCGAUUUCUCUAUGCUGAACAAUUUGAUUGACAUACGCGUCCGCUAUCGCUUGUGAGCGGAAUACAACGCGACGCUUCAGCUUACGCGGGAAAACGCUGGUUGUGACUUGCGUGAUAAAACCACUCAGUGGAUUAUUAUUGUGUACGAUCGUGCUGGCUUCCCUGUCCAUCUAGGGAUUAACUUCUUUGGUUUACAGGGCUCGAGGUCUGUUUUCUCGUCGAGUUUUCUUUCAUGUGCGAGGAGAUAGUAUCGGAUGCUGUACUUGUGCAAUACUUGAGCAAUCUCGGAAGAAAAGAAAUUUUGCAACGCCACGAAAACCGUGCGUAGUGAAAUAUGAAACCGUCUGAUAUUUCUGUGUACGCCCCUGAAAUAGCUUUGAUACUUUAACCUGCUGGAUGUCGACACUUUUUUCAUGAAGCACGAAAACAAUAAGCCUGGAAAACUUCGAUGUAGCUGACUUUCUACGCUGUCAAACUUCAAAAUGGCUGGCAAAGUCGUCGAUACGUGCCAGUAUUGUCGUGGUGUGCUCGUGUUUACUCUUACCGUGUUUCCAUUCAUCGGGUUUUGUGAAGAUUCGCUACCAUAUCCUAUCGGAUUGUAUCCACUUAAUAGACUCUACAAUACGGCAGAUGCAAGUUGCUAUGGUAACUUUGGUGGAAUUCCGAAGGAUGUCCAACUUGUUACAGGCCCUUUUGGAAAGGCAGAUACUGCUUAUGAGUUUACUGGUAUUGGGACAAGUCACAUCACUAUCCCACAGAGUCCACACUUGGAUGCUAAGAAUUCUAUCACGAUUCUAGUUUGGAUAUUUCAAACUGGGCAAGCAGGUUCUAUCAUUCAAUACUUGGAUAAUAACAAUAAAGGAGGAGCAGGGCUUUAUACAUUGGAUAGUAAUUCUGUAAAGGUACAAUUUCUGGAGCGCAGUGGAGAGUCUCUUUCCAUUCUUCGCAACCAUACAGUCAGUCUUCAAAAUAAAUGGCAAUAUGUUGGAACGUCGUACAACUACAACACUGGUACUGCGACAUUGUGGAUAGAUGGUAUAGACGUUCAGCAAAUGAAUCUUGGCAAGGUCGAAUUAAGUACAGACAAAGAUAUUCGUAUAGGUAGUGGACAACGCAAAGGUGACAGUUUUGAAGGACGAAUAUCGUGUUUGCAAAUCUACAACAAAGCAUUGACAAGGGAUGAAGUUUCAGCUGUAAGAAACCGAUGUUUCCAGGAGGAUGGUCGUGGAGAUCCAACAGCUCCAGUGGACUGCAAGAUGUCUUCUGCACCAUCUAGUUGUGGCGUUACCAUGAAUACCCUGUCUGGAACUUUCUAUUCCCCGGGGUACCCUGCUGGUUAUCCUCAUGAAGCAAAUUGUAUCUGGGAAAUAGAUGUUCCUGACGGUUACUACAUUACAUUGCAGUUUAGGUGAGUCCUAGCUACCUAGUUAUUGUAAAUUAUUCAGUAAUUUUCUGAAGCUAACAAGUGUCAUGGGCAUACCACACAGCUAAACACAGAGUAUCUUCCAUAUCUAUAGCUGUAGUUUUAAUCUUUUAGAAGCAGUAAAAGGCAACUGCUAGAUAAAACUAAUACAAGUGAAAUAUUAAUGGCUUAUUAUACGCGGUGGCCUCAUGGUUAUUGCACUUGUCUUCGGAUUGAGCGGGCCAGGUUCAAGCCCUGACCGGGGACAUUGUGUUGUGUUCUUGGGCAAGACACUUAACUCUCACAGUGCC